Eleginops maclovinus (Patagonian blennie) is the source of this 2147-nucleotide messenger RNA. RefSeq names its product nucleolar transcription factor 1-like. Bases 342 to 1613 code for a protein of 423 amino acids. The transcript is spliced from 16 exons. The record is from RefSeq and is a predicted model, not a curated record. Lineage: Eukaryota; Metazoa; Chordata; Actinopteri; Perciformes; Eleginopidae.
CAUGUAUUUGGUGAAGAACACAAACAGUAAAUGUGUUUCUUUGGAACUCCAUGUGGGGAUUUUGUCCCGCGGAAGAACAUAACGGCCAAAAAAAAACCCGGCAGUAAAUAUAUACAGAUUCAGGCUGAAUAACGCUAGCUCUUUGUUGAUUUUUUAACGAAUCUAGUUUUUCGAUAUUGUCGAUAACUACCAUGUAAUGUAGUUUCCUAGAGUCACAUGGACUGACAAAGGUUUUACAUCGAGUCUUCUUUGUUUUUUGGAAAUAUGAGUGGGACGAUAACUGUGCCUAAAGAAUCUGCUACAGAGUGGACCACGGAAAACCUCAGCAGCUUCUCACUGAAAUGAAAACUAACAUCCCAAGUAAAGACAAAAAGAGCACAUAUAUAAAAGGACUGAAACAUGUGGACUGGAAAGAAGUGGCUUUCAAUCCUUUCACUCCUGAAGCAUGCAAAAAGAAAUGGGGAGAAAUUUUGCAGAAGUUGCAGAAGAUUCGGACUCUCUCAGAGCUCAUAGUUGAAGCUGAAGACAUCUUUUCCAAUCCUUUGCAGAACACAAAGAAUCACCCAGAGCACCCGAAGAGACCCUCUCCUCCUAAUGCCACCUUUUGUGAGGAAAACUGGGCCAGGUGUUGUACUAAGCACCCAAAUAUGAAGCAAUCAAAGAUAAUGAGGCGUCUAUCCAAGAAGUACCAGGCGCUCCCAGAGAAAGAGAAGGCUCAAUACGUGGAGAAAUUUAAUCUCGAAACAGUGGAAUACCAGAAAAAGAUGAAGGAGUUCAGAAAACAAUAUAUAACGAGUCCCAAUAAGAAGAGGAAAAAGCUCUCUGACGACAGCACAGAUCAAGUGCAGGGUAAAGAGCAGACUGAAGAUGUAGAGUGCCUGCCUCCAAAACCUCCAACCAAUGGCUAUAAUAUAUUCUGCAAAGAGCAACGUAUGUUCAUGAUGGGUUUACCAACAAAUGCCUACACCACUGUGUGGGCCCAACGAUGGCGAGACUUGACUGACACAGAGAGGGAGCAAUACAAGUUGCGCUGCAAAGAGAUGAAGAGGGAGUACACAGUUAAGCUGAAUGAAUAUCUACAGACUGUUGACAAGGAGGAGCAGCAGAAGUUCCUGAAAGAGAAGGGCCUCAAAAGACCUAAAGAGCAAAAGCCUGUUGUAAGAAAAGUUGCAAAAAAGAUUCCUGGCGAGCCAAGAAAACCUUUUCAGGCUGGUAAUACAAUAUUCUACAAAAAGCAGAUGUUACUUCUCAAGGACGCAGUACCAAACUCAAGGUUGCGACUCACCAAGAUCAACCAAAUGUGGUUAGAACUCUCUGUCGAAGAGAAGAAUCGCUACAAAAAGGAAGCAACUGAAAAAUUGAUAAAGUACUCAAAAGAGCUGCAGCAGUGGUUUAAGACAUUGUCAAGAACACAGAAGGAGGCUUAUCAGAACCGUAACCCCAGCAAAUUGAAAUACCUCAAUGUCCAUUACAUUGAAGAUCCAGGUGCCUACAGACCAUCAGAUUCGGAAGAUGAAAUGCUUGAAAACAGCAGCUGCAAGAAAAUGUCUGAGUUUGAAGAGGAUGAAGAGGAGGAGGAAGAUGGCAAAAUCAUCGCAUUUGAUAUAUAUUAGAUGGUGAUGGGAUGGACAACGGCGUUUGGGAAAUUCAGAGCUGAAUUCUUGAUUAAGUGACUGACUUUAAUGCCACAUUGUACUGUAUUGUGAACUGCUUCAUUACCUUAUUUUGGGCACCUUUUUGUUAAACAGUUUGCUUUAGGAUCAAUGUAAUUUAAUCCUGUGUUGUGUUCACAUGAUGCUAUCCCCAAAUUACAAAUAUGAGUCCAAAUGAAAAUGUGUUUUUAUAGUUCUGUUCACAGCACAAACAUAUUAGGAGAAAAGGGGUGUUUAUUACUGUGCCCUAGCAAAUUCAUUUGACCCUUACCACAACUUGGAUAUAGAAUUUAUAAACCAAGAUUAUAGAUUUUAUUUUUACUCUAGUAGUAGUUUUAUUGUCAGGACUCACAUUGACUUGUUUUAUAUUUGAUGUUUCAAAAGAAUGCGAUUUGUUAUAAAAAGAAAACUAUUUUUUUGUCAAGCCGUGUUUUUUCAUUUGGUUUGUGAACCCCAGAAAGAUGAAAUGUUGAAUAAAUGUGAUGUGUGAAUUUU